CCCUCCUUCUUCCCCACCGGUGACACUUUUUUUUUUCUUUCUUUUUUUAAUAAUAAAUGCGACCCCGCACCAUGUUUUGCUCACAAGCCCUUUACUGCUGUUAAAGAGCGAGCGAGUCGUGUUCAUCAUCAAUCGUCUUCCACAGAUCGACAUCAGGUCGUCAUGAGGAGCCUCCACAUCCUUCUGCUGUGCGUCCUGGGAGCUGCUCUGCUCUCCUCUGUGCUCUGCAGCAAUGGACUGGGCCCCAACGACUGCUGCUUCACUUUUUACCCGAGAAGGGUGAAGAGGAGCGUGGUUUCUUCAUAUUACAUGACUGAUUUCCGGUGUCCAAAGACUGGAGUCAUUCUUGUGACAGAAAAAAAGAGGACCAUCUGUGUGGAUCAAAACCUGCAGUGGGUUCAGGGCAUCAUGAAGGAUUUGGACGAAAAAUCCUUUUAAAGUGGUUUCCUGUCUGGAAGAUAAGAAAUCAAAUAAAUAUAAAAAUGUA
This is a messenger RNA of Solea solea (common sole), 487 nucleotides long. RefSeq names its product chemokine (C-C motif) ligand 36, duplicate 1 (gene ccl36.1). The record is from RefSeq and is a predicted model, not a curated record. Lineage: Eukaryota; Metazoa; Chordata; Actinopteri; Pleuronectiformes; Soleidae. Gene Ontology annotation, molecular function: chemokine activity; CCR chemokine receptor binding. Gene Ontology annotation, biological process: chemokine-mediated signaling pathway; cellular response to tumor necrosis factor; inflammatory response. The coding region runs from base 163 to 438 and encodes 91 amino acids. Gene Ontology annotation, cellular component: extracellular region. The transcript is spliced from 3 exons.